Macrosiphum euphorbiae (potato aphid) is the source of this 297-nucleotide messenger RNA. Lineage: Eukaryota; Metazoa; Arthropoda; Insecta; Hemiptera; Aphididae. The record is from the annotation of a GenBank genome assembly.
AUGUCGUCUGACGAGGACGACGUGAUUUUUCUUUGGUGGUGGGCACGUCAAAAAAAAAUUUCAAAAAAACGUCGUUAUUGGGUACAUCCGAUAAAUUUAUCUAAUAUAAGUUCUAGUACUAGUGUUGUUGCAAAUGAAUUACAUAGCGAUCCAGAUAAAUUUAAAACAUUUUACCGCAUGAGUAAAAGUAAUUUUGAUAAUUUAGUACAUAUAGUUGGGCCAAAAAUCUUCAAAAAAGAUACAAACUUCAGGAUUGCAGUACCAGUAGAAGAAAGAAUUUUACUUACAUUACGGUAA